Molecule: messenger RNA, 1991 nt
Organism: Anolis sagrei ordinatus
Lineage: Eukaryota; Metazoa; Chordata; Lepidosauria; Squamata; Anolidae
Source: RefSeq, a predicted model, not a curated record
AUGACCCACAAGGAAAAAAUAUCCUGCAAGCUGAAAGAAAAGGACGAACAAACACAAUCCUGGAAGCUACGGCUCUGUGUUUCCAAGACCCUUUUUCUCUCCUACGGCAGGCACCCCUUGUUUCCGCUGCUGGCCCUGGUCUUUGAGAAAUGUGAACUGGCAACCUGCUCUCCCAGGGAUACCUCUGGCUCCUAUCCAGGAGGAGACGUCUGUUCCUCGGAUUCCUUCAACGAAGACAUUGCCGUCUUUGCCAAACAGGUUAGGACAGAAAAGCCCUUAUUUUCUUCCAAUCCUGAGCUGGAUAAUUUGAUGAUCCAGGCCAUCCAAGUGCUGAGAUUCCACCUUCUGGAGUUAGAAAAGGUACAUGACCUCUGUGACAACUUCUGCCACCGCUACAUCACCUGCCUCAAGGGGAAGAUGCCCAUCGACCUGGUCAUCGAUGACCGAGACGGUGGCUCCAAGUCCGAUCUGGAAGAUUUCGGUGGGUCUUGUGCCAGCCUCUCUGACCAGAACAACUCAUGGAUCCGGGACCACGAUGAGACAGGAUCCACGCAUUCGGGAACACCGGGCCCCUCCAGUGGCGGAAUUGCAUCGCAAAGUGGAGAUAACUCCAGUGAGCAAGGGGACUGUCUAGACAACAGCGUGGCUUCUCCCAGCACAGGAGAUGACGACGACUUGGACCGAGACAAAAAAAGGAACAAGAAGCGAGGGAUCUUCCCCAAAGUGGCCACAAAUAUUAUGCGCGCCUGGCUAUUUCAACACCUGUCGCAUCCCUAUCCCUCGGAAGAACAAAAGAAACAAUUAGCUCAGGAUACGGGACUGACGAUCUUGCAAGUGAAUAACUGGUUUAUUAAUGCCCGACGGCGCAUAGUUCAGCCUAUGAUCGACCAAUCAAAUCGUACAGGUCAGGGUGCACCGUACAGCCCUGAUGGGCAACCAAUGGGGGGCUAUGUCAUGGAUGGGCAGCAGCACAUGGCGAUCCGUCCUCCAGGACCAAUGGGAAUGGCAAUGGGCAUGGAGGGGCAAUGGCACUACAUGUAAAGCUCACUGCUGGCACCGGAGGGGAAGUUUCCGGAUUCAGUGAGGGGUGCUGGCCAACCCACCCCACCAGGUUGAGGGGCACGCAACCCGUGGCCCUCGGGGUCCGGCUUGCCCUUCCGCCUGGCUCUUCCCGCGCUCUGCAAGACCGUGCCAUAGACUGCCCUCCUUCCCGCGUCCACUCUGCAGCCACGAAGCACGGCCACCGUCCGCACUGCCACACUUGACCCCCAACCCACCACCCAGACGGAUCAAAUAUGGACAGAGCGCAUCCUGUUUUAUCGCCCCCAUCCCUUCUUCACCCCUUUUUUUGCCAAACGAAGAGUCCAUCUGACAUAUCUGAGACCUCAAGACUUCCGAACUUCCAGUGGCAUUCCGCCCAACAAGCUUUUGGGACCAGAUUUCAAUAAGUGAGCUGGACUCAGACGGAAAGGGAUGCCUCCCUCCCCAAGCACUGAAAGAGACAGAUAGCCCGAAGAAAAGAAAUGUGGGGAAGGGGAAGGCAGAGGGGUUAAUGCUGGACUUGGUUGGGGGUCUGUAUUUCGUUUCCCUUCACCCACGGACCAUGAGCACGUUUGUACACUCUCUGCGACCACAAAGGAGGACGGACUCCGCUCCAGGCCUCUUUUUCCCCCCUCUACGGACUUCUUUUCCAAAUGAGAUGAUGUUCAAAGCAGGGUUUGGGCUUUUUUUCCUCCCCGUUUUGGUUCGUUUUCCCCUUUCCUCCUCCUCCUUUCUUCCUUCCGGAGGUUUUAAUUAUUAAUUAAUUAUUGGUGUCGACGCUCAGAAAGGGGAAGUAAAUUAAAUGGUACGUUUUAUUUUCCUUUCGGGUUUCUUUUUUGGUUUGUUUUUAUUUUUAUGUGUUUUGUUUUAUUGGGCCUUCUUUUUUUUUACAAAAAAAGGAAAAGAAAAUGAGAAUAAUUCGAGAAAAAAAGAAAACCAAAAUGAACUGA